This is a messenger RNA of Paramecium sonneborni, 1370 nucleotides long. The record is from the annotation of a GenBank genome assembly. Lineage: Eukaryota; Ciliophora; Oligohymenophorea; Peniculida; Parameciidae.
AUGAUUUUAUUUAGUAGGAUUCUUUAUUGCUUUUCAUCUGAGAAGAAGAUCCUUAGAUUCAUCAAAUCAUGUAGUAGUCCAAAAGAAGUUUAUUAAAUUUAUCACAAAAAUUAAGAACAUUUUACUCCAUUGUUAUUUUUGGAAUCUUUGAAACAUAUGAAUACAAAUCCAAUUAAAAAGAGAUUUGAUUUAAAUGAUGAUUCUGCAUUCUAUGAUGAAUUAACUGAAAUAUUUAAACAAGUACCUAUGCAAGAAAAAUGGAGAUUUUGUAAUAUGUUUAAUCUUAUUAUUAGAUAGAUGUGCAAGUUGCUAAAAUUGGAAGAAAUAAAUAAUUAAUCAAAUAAUAUGGAAGUGAUUUAACAUGCAUUAGAGUUAAAUAAAUUGCUAUUCUAUUAUGGGGUUAUCAUAAAAAUGGUAUCAAAAAACCAAGAGUAGUCAUUCAUCUUAUAGAUUAACUUCAAUAAAAUUUAGAUGCUUUAAUUCCUGUUUCUGAAAAACCUGAAAAUAUACAAACUUCUAAUGAUAAUUCAAAAUCAGAAAAUUAAGAAGAUUAAGAUAUCAAUUAAUCAGAUGAAGAAGAUGAUUUUUUAGAAUAACAAUUAGAAGAGGAUUUAUAAUCAGAAAGUAGAGUACUAAAAGAUUUUAAAUUUAAAUUUAAAGAUUUGGUUCUCAUUAUUUGGGCAAUUCAAGAUAUCAAAUUAGAUGCUUCUGCAUUAUUAAUAUAUACAUUUAAAUUAGCCAUAAAUAAUUUUAAUAAAAAAGACUUAAUUACUAAUAGAUCAUUAAUUCUACUUUUAUAAGCCACUAUUAAUAUUAAAGAGAAUAAAUAAAUUAAUGCUGUAUUUAUUUCUAUUUAUACUAGUAUUAAAAACUUGUUAUUCAAAAUCUAGCAGAAUAAGAUCUCUCUAAUGAAGGAAUACUUUAAUUGCUUUUACUUUUGAGAACUCUAGGUUAAUUAAAAUUAAACCCUGAAUUUGCUUAAAAAUUAGCCUAUAUCAUGCUCAAAAAUCAAGAAAAAUCUAAUUAACCUUUUUCAUCAAAAUUUGCUUCCAUUAUGAUUUGGAAUUUGAAUAAGUAAUUUCUUGUUAUUAUUUAUUUUAAGACUUGGCAUCACAGAUACUGAUAUUUACAAUAAACUAGGACUUCAUUUAACUAAAAGUAAUGAAUUUAAAGCUAUGGAUAUCAGUUAAGCCAUUUUGAUUUAUUCACUUUAAUAAACAAAAUCUCCUUAAUAUUAAUAAUAUUAAUUUAUUUUGAGAUCAUUAAUAAGCAAAGGUAAUAUGAUUAAAUUAGACCCAAGAAGUUAAAGCAUUAUCAGAGAAUCCUUAGAAUAAUAUUAGCCUCAUUUAAUCAAAUUAUUAAAAAAAUGA